Molecule: messenger RNA, 2592 nt
Organism: Dovyalis caffra
Lineage: Eukaryota; Viridiplantae; Streptophyta; Magnoliopsida; Malpighiales; Salicaceae
Source: the annotation of a GenBank genome assembly
AUGAUCCUUUCCACUCCUGCUCCCCCUUCAACGUUCCUCGCUACUACCAAGCCAUCUCCACCAUUUCUUAGGGUUUCUAAACUCUGCUUUUUAACGUGUUCUUCUUCUCUUUCCCUUCGUUUUAGAUCCACUGCGCGACGCUCUACUACUUGUACUUGUGUCCUCCCUUCUCUCAACUUUCACGCAAUGGCUGAACUCGUUAAGGAUAAAGAAGUCUUCGCUUCUGCUUCUGCUCAAGUUGACGACGAGAAGAAGAAAGACAAGGCUCGCUCGCGCUCGUUUCUUGAUGCAACAACUGAACAAGAAUUACUGUCUGGAAUUCGGAAGGAAGCAGAAGCUGGAAAACUUCCUUCAAAUGUUGCUGCAGGAAUGGAAGAACUUUAUCAGAACUACAAAACUGCAGUUUUGCAAAGUGGAAUUCCCAAUGCACAUGAGAUUGUAUUGGAAAAUAUGGCUGUUGUAUUGGAUCGUAUAUUCUUGGAUGUCCAGGACCCUUUUGUCUUCUCACCUUAUCACAAAGCUUUGAGAAAGCCAUUUGACUACUAUGACUUUGGUCAGAAGUAUAUCCGUCCAUUGAUUGAUUUUAGAAAUUCAUAUGUAGGCAAUGUUUCCAUUUUCAAUGGAAUUGAAGAGAAGCUUCGGCAGGGUCACAAUAUUGUCUUGGUAUCAAACCACCAAACUGAAGCAGAUCCAGCUGUCAUUGCACUGUUGCUUGAAACAUCAAUCCCUCAUACUGCUGAAAACUUGCACAUGAAUGAUGUCCCUGAGCAUGCAGAGGAGAAGAGAAAAGCAAAUAUUCGAAGUUUGAAAGAGAUGGCUUUGCUUUUAAGGGGUGGCUCACAAGUAGUCUGGAUUGCACCAAGUGGCGGUAGGGACCGCCCAGAUCCUUUGUCAGGAGAGUGGUAUCCGGCAAACUUUGAUGCUUCUUCAGUAGACAACAUUAGAAGGCUUGCUGAACAUUCUGGGGCUCCAGGACAUGUUUAUCCUUUGGCAUUAUUAUGCCAUGACAUCAUGCCCCCUCCACCUGAGGUGGAAAAGGAAAUUGGAGAGAGAAGAGUUAUUUCAUUUCAUGGAGCUGGAUUAUCCGUUGCACCAGAAAUCAGCUUCUCUGAAAUUACGGCUGCAUAUGAAAAUCCUGAAGAGGCUAAGGAGGCGUACUCAGAGGCUCUGUAUAAGUCUGUGACUGAGCAGUACAAUGUGCUUAAAUUCGCUAUACAUGGCAAACAAGGGCUAGGGGCAUCAAUUCCAACCUAUGUGCCAGAAGAAGCUUUUCUCUCCAUGAUGAUAUGGAUGACUUAUUUUGAAGAUGCAAUCCGAGCAACAAAUUUUUGCUGUGCUUACAUUUUAUUGAAGCCUUUCUUGAAGCCAAAUCCAUCUGAAUUCGAGCUGUUCCAGAGGUUCAAUUUCUGGUGUGUAAAGCUGGGCAUCCCUCGUCCUACACGUGGCAUCCAUGGACAGGCAGGUAUGCAAGUAGGGACGCGAGAGCCGUCGGAUAUACAAAAAAUAAAGAUAAGUGAUCUGGUGAGUCAUCACCAUCUGUCAUCUGAUAAGCACUGUGUGAGUGAGGACCACGCGCCGCUCCCGUUUGAGUCUCAACAAGGAAACAACUGCCGCCUUCAGGUGGAGCUGUUGACGCAACAGAUUAAGAACAGAGACAAUGGCAAGCUCUCUGUGGUCUCAACUUCUUCUCCUUCUUUGCCACUUCCUCUUGCUGAUGAUAAUUCAUUAGAUGUACUCCUGAUUGAUACAAAGAGAGGCAACAAGAUUGUUGCUUUUUAUCUUAAAAGCCCUUAUGCAAGACUCACUGUGCUUUACUCUCAUGGCAAUGCUGCUGACCUUGGCCAGCUUUAUGAUCUUUUUGUCCAGCUGAAGCCAAGUGAGUCCAACACGUAUGCUGAUAUAGAGGCAGUUUACGAGUGUCUUCAGACACAAUAUGGAGUUAGUCAGGAAGACUUAAUUUUGUAUGGGCAGUCGGUUGGUAGCGGGCCAACCUUGCACUUGGCAGCGAAGUUGCCAAGGCUGAGAGGUGUAGUUUUGCAUAGUGCCAUUCUUUCUGGUCUUCGUGUGCUCUGCCAUGUGAAGUUCACAUUUUGCUUUGACAUAUACAAGAACAUUAACAAAAUUCGGAAGGUGAAGUGCCCUGUUCUAGUGAUACAUGGCACAGAGGAUGAUGUUGUGAACUGGUUACAUGGUGAUGGGCUGUGGAAAAUGGCAAAAGAACCAUAUGAGCCUUUAUGGAUUAAAGGAGGCGGGCAUUGUAACUUGGAACUAUACCCUGAUUACAUCCGGCAUCUCUGCAGGUUUAUUCAUGAAAUGGAGAAUAUAACCACAGAAAUCCGUCUAAAAAAGAUCCGGCAGAAUCUCCAUCUAAAGCCUAGGUCUAAGACUGCUUCCAACAAAUGCUGUAGGUUCAAACUGUGGCGACCUAAAUGCCCAGAAUGUUUUAGACCCAGUGCCCAGAAUGUAGGAGACCCAGAUGUUCAAGCUGUGUUAAAUGUGGCUGGAGACCCAGAUGCUCAAGCUGUGUUAAAUGUAGCUGGCGACCCAGAUGUUCAAGCUGUGUUAAAUGUUGCUGGCGACCCAGAUGCCUAA